AUGGAGGUGGAUCUUGAAGAGCGGACGCAGAAAGUGAAGCUUGAGCAGCGGACGGAGCGGAAGGAGGGCCCUGAACGGCUACAUGGCAUCAUCAGCGAGGUCGAGCAAGCCUAUGGCAGCCUCGAAAGCAUCCAGAAGGUCAACAGUAGACGCCGCCGUCGUCCAAGCGCGUCUGUCGCAACCACGCUCAUUAGUUCACCUAACCCGAACCCGACCGCCACGCAGCUGCAGGAGGUGAAGCUUGCGAACCCGCCGGGCCGACGCUUUCUCCUCCCGCCCUCCGCGGAGUCUUUCCACACGAGGUCACUCUCGCAGGAGCUCUCGUCAGCUCGCUCGCAAGGCUCUUCUGGCACUAGCCAUACGUCGCACAGCAACAGAACGUCCACCUCGUCUCGGGCUCGCGCACCAUCGCCCAAACAUGCCCGUUUCGCUCGCGUUAGAGCAGGAGAAGUAGAUUAUGCGGCUGCAGGAGGUGCGGAGCGAGAGCGAGGCGGAGAUCACGGGUCUGGAGCCGUUGGUACGCGAGAAGGGCCGUGCGUUGCUUACGAAGGCGUCGGUAGCAAGGCACCUGAGGCGCAGGCGCAGGAGGAUAUUACAUCAUAUUUGUCGCUUGCGACGAUGGCGAGGUUUAAGGCCGUGAGGGGCAUGCAGCCGCAAGUGAUUGGGCCUGGGGAGGUGCAUGUCGGGGUUGAUGGUCAAAGGCAGGAGGGGGAUGGGGGGAAGAGGAGGAGCCUGAGGAUGUAUGUGGGCGAGUCGCUGGAGAGACUCAAUGAGCUCACGUUGGGUGUCAUUCUCGCUCAGGGCAUCAUUACUACCAAUAGGUUUACUGAGCUCGAAGGCCUUCGCUCGAAGCAUGAAGAUACCGCGCUCAAGCUCGAGCAGACCAAGACCGAGCAUGCUGCCGCCGUUGGAGCCUUGAAGGGAGAAGACGCAGAGGCUUUAAAAGUCAAAGGCGAGGAGGUGGACGUGCUUAUGGCCACACUCAAGGAAGAGAACGAGUCUAACAAGCACGAAGAGGCAUUUGGCAAGCUGCAGAAGGAGCACGAGGAGGCACUUGACCGUCGCUCGCAGGAAGCUAAGGAAUCCCUCAAGUUCCGAAUCGAGCACUCUGCCGCGUUCGAGAAGUCCUCAACACAGCAAUCGAAAGUACUACAACGAGAUCACCGAGGCGAGGCGAUGCAGAAGCGGGCGGCCGAGUCCGCGGCGGCGCUCGAGCGGCUGAGAGAGGACUACGCUGCGGCUGCGCAUGGCGGAGAAGGUGUGGGAUGCGUCGGUGUCCAUUGCGUCCUCCCGGGCAUGGAGGAGGACUACCAUGCGCAGCAGCUUGCAAUUCUGCGGGAGGAGUCGGAGGACAAGACUGAGAAGAUGGGUGAGGAGGCUGCGAAGCUUACAAACGCUAAAUUUUCAGAUGCGAUGGCGAAGCACAGGGCGGCGUUCCAGGACUCCAGGCGCUCAAGGAGCAGCAAGCAGUCGUUCUUCUGA
Coniophora puteana RWD-64-598 SS2 is the source of this 1482-nucleotide messenger RNA. RefSeq lists its product as uncharacterized. The record is from RefSeq and is a predicted model, not a curated record. NCBI's taxonomy places the organism in Eukaryota, Fungi, Basidiomycota, Agaricomycetes, Boletales, Coniophoraceae. Bases 1 to 1482 code for a protein of 493 amino acids. The transcript has 7 exons.